Molecule: messenger RNA, 1113 nt
Organism: Ochotona curzoniae (black-lipped pika)
Lineage: Eukaryota; Metazoa; Chordata; Mammalia; Lagomorpha; Ochotonidae
Gene: CXCL10
Product: C-X-C motif chemokine ligand 10
Exons: 4
Coding region: 65-385 (106 amino acids)
Biological process (GO): cellular response to lipopolysaccharide; chemokine-mediated signaling pathway; neutrophil chemotaxis
Cellular component (GO): extracellular region
Molecular function (GO): chemokine activity; CXCR chemokine receptor binding
Source: RefSeq, a predicted model, not a curated record
GGAAGCACUGGGCUGCUUGGAAACAUCCUGAGCCUACUACAGCAACACCUGCAGACUCAGCACCAUGAGCCAAAGGGCCAUUCUUACCUUCUGCCUUAUCUUACUGGCUGUGAGCUGGACAAAUGGAAUGCCUCUCUCUAGAACUGUGCGCUGUACCUGCAUCAAGAUUCAUAAUAAAUCAGUUAAUCCAAGACUUUUGGAAAAACUUGAAAUCAUUCCUGCAAAUCAAUUCUGUCCACUUGAGAUCAUUGCCACAAUGAAAAAGAGUGGGGAGAGGAGAUGUCUGAAUCCAGAAUUAAAGGCCAUCAAGAAUUUACUGAAAACAGUUAGAAAGGAAAGGUCUAAAAGAUCUCAAACCCCGAGAGAAGCACAGUCCCCACAGUGAUGCCAAGAAGGGACCCCCUGAAAGGCUGCUCUGCCGCACUUCCUCACACAGACUGCAUGUCAACCCCUCAUUCAGGCCCCCUCUGCCACACUUCCUCGUACAGAACUUAUGCCAAUCCCUCACUGCCCUCAGCUUACAAUUCUCCUAAAAGGUGAUCAGCCAGUUGCCAUACCAGCUGCUUCUGCUCCUGCAUGGUCAAGGGCUUACCAUCCUGAACUCCUCACAGUAACUCUAUCUUGGCACCAUCCCAUAAGCUAUUCUGAGUCAACGUGCCAAGUUCCAGCCUGCUAGUACGCCUUCCUCAUCUCUCCUAUUUUUGUUGUUGUUACUGUGGGAUCAUUCUUAAAAUCUCAAACAGCUAAAAGGCAUACAAACCAAGAUGAUACCAAAAUCGACUUUUUGAAAGUUAUGUUUACAUUAGUCUCCUAAGGGACCCAUAUUCUUUUGGUGUCUGUAGAUCAAGCUAAGAAUGCCUGAACUGUGUAAAUAUUAUUUAAUGAAAUAGUGUGUAAAGUAUUGUUGGAUGUAUAUGUUUCUACUGUUUUCAGUGUAUAUGGAACAAUGUGUACUAAUACUAUAUAUCCACAAGAAAUGGAAGAAAUUGGAAACUGUAGAUAGAUGUUCUGUAUGUUUUAAGACAAGUUUGUUUUUCAAAAUUAAAACAAUGUGUUUUCUGGGAAACACUAACAGAGACUGCUGGUACUGAAAAAAGAAUAAAGUAAUUAUAA